AUGGAAAGGCAAUUUGACGGCCAGGUGGCCGUCAUUACAGGGGCGGGAGGGGGCCUUGGCCGCGCGUACGCAAUCGCUUUCUCUAAAAGAGGGGCCAAAGUUGUCGUCAAUGACUUGGGGGUCGCUCUUGCUGGAGAUGCCCAAGGAGAAGGCAUCCGUGCUGCCGAUGCGGUGGUUAACGAGAUAAGGAAGGCAGGAGGCGUAGCAAUUGCAAAUUACGACGAUGUAUUGAAUGGAUCGAAGAUAAUUGAGGCGGCUAUUAGAGCAUUUGGCCGAAUUGACAUUUUAGUCAACAACGCCGGCAUCCUCAGAGAUUCAUCUUUUGCUAAGAUGACCGAACAAGAUUGGGAUCGCGUUAUGCAGGUACACGUUAAAGGCGCAUUUGCAUGCACAAAAGCCGCAUGGCCUCACAUGCUUAGACAGAAGUACGGCCGCAUUAUUAAUACUGCGAGUGCAUCGGGUUUAUACGGAAACUUUGGGCAGACGAACUACAGCACGGCGAAGAUGGCGUUGGUCGGGAUGAGUAAAACUUUGGCAGCAGAAGGAGUGAAAUAUAAUAUCCAUGUUAACUGCAUUGCCCCCCUUGCAGGCACACGAAUGACUGCUGGUGUUUUGCCCCCUCAAGUUCGCGAGGCAUUAAAGCCGGAGUGUGUUGCUCCUGUUGUUCUUUAUCUGUGUUCAAAGGAAUGCAAAGAAACAGGACAAGUCUUCGAAGUAGGAGCUGGCUGGGUAGCGGCAGUCCGUUGGCAGCGUAGCCCAGGAAAAGUAUUUCCUUCUUCUUAUACUCUUGAGGAUUUAACAAGAGAUUGGCAACAAGUUAUGAACUUCGGGACGAAUGUUUCCUAUCCAACAUCUCUACAGGAUUCUCUCGUCAUGGCGUCACAACAAAUGUCCGCAGGAACAAACCAGCAGCAGCAUAAACAGCAACAACAGGACCAUCAUGAUCAUCAGCAGGAAGAGGAGGAGAAGAAAAAAGAUAAUUUAUCAUUAAAUUCUUUAAAAAUAUUUAGAAUAAUUUCUGCUUUCUUAGAUCGUGCAAAAGAAGAAAAAAAUAAAUUAAAAGAAAACGUGAAUAGUUCAUUUCAUUUCGAGGUUUCCCCCAAACAAGGACAACCUGUUAGCAUUAAAUGGACAAUUGAUCUUCGUGCUGAUGGAGAAGGACGAGCUAUGGAGGGUCUACAUGGUACAGCAGAUGCUACAUUUAUCAUGGCGGAUGAAGUAUUUACCUCUAUUUGUUUAGGUAAAUUAAAUCCUCAAGUUGCAUUUUUACAAGGAAAGAUGAAACUUCGUGGUAAUAUGGGGAAAGCAACAAAAUUUACUCCUGAUCUUUUUCCUCCAAUUACUGAUGAUUAUCUUUCCCUUUCUCCAACAGAAGCAGUUAAUAAGUUUAUUAAAGAAUUAAAACUACCUAGUGGUGAAUCUACAGGGAAAGAAGAAGAAGGAAAAGGACAAGAAAAAGAAGAAGAAAAACCACCACAUAUUCUUAGUAAAGCUGCAUCGAAACUACAGAGUGCUAGACUCUUCCCCUUCCUUAUAGAUCAUCUAAAGUCACCUGCAGGCGCACAGCUGGUUAAGCAGGUUGGUUGUGUGUACCGAGUAGAUUUAUUACCAAGCAAGAAAGGAGAAGAAGAUAUUCCUUGUACAUUUUAUAUAAAUUUAAAAGAAAUGCCACCAACAGUACGUGAGACAUCUAAUGCAUGCAAGGAUAAAUAUGAUUGUUGUUUUACUCUUAAUGAUGAUAUUUUCUAUAAACUUGCAACAGGAAAAAUAAAUCCGCAAAUGGCAUUUCUUCAAGGAAAGAUGAAGAUAAAGGGUAGUACUAAGGCAGCUAUGAAGUUUACUAGGGAUAUGUUCCCUAAAAUAUCUAAAUUAUAA
This is a messenger RNA of Eimeria maxima, 1875 nucleotides long. RefSeq names its product peroxisomal multifunctional enzyme type 2, putative. The record is from RefSeq and is a predicted model, not a curated record. Lineage: Eukaryota; Apicomplexa; Conoidasida; Eucoccidiorida; Eimeriidae. Gene Ontology annotation, molecular function: oxidoreductase activity. Bases 1 to 1875 code for a protein of 624 amino acids. The transcript is spliced from 10 exons.